GGAUAUUAACUCGAGGCACGGCUACGAGGCAGCCGAGGUGCUCGCUAUCUAUAAUCCCCAAGAUGAAUGGAUUGGGGACUCGUCACGAUGCGGAGUUCCUCCAUACACGUUGGCUGGAGCCGAGAUGCAUUUGUUUUCGCGCUCCUUCCACGUGGACGUCCUAUGGAAAUCUGCAAAAGAGCAGUUGGCGCUGAUCAGGCGGAAAUACGAAGUUGAUAACCUGCUAGAGGAUAUGCAGGUUGAAGCAGAGGAGGCGAGAACGCCUCCAAGCCCGAACCACCCGACGUGGUGGUACUACAGUAUCCGGAGAGAUCUUCUCCACCGGCACAACUGGUGGUAC
Mesorhabditis spiculigera is the source of this 340-nucleotide messenger RNA. Lineage: Eukaryota; Metazoa; Nematoda; Chromadorea; Rhabditida; Rhabditidae. The record is from the annotation of a GenBank genome assembly.